Moneuplotes crassus is the source of this 814-nucleotide messenger RNA. Lineage: Eukaryota; Ciliophora; Spirotrichea; Euplotida; Euplotidae. The record is from the annotation of a GenBank genome assembly.
AAAAUAGCAUCUUCCAAAAAUGUCAUCCACUUCAGCUAGUUUCAAAAGUUCCGAUAUGAGCGAAAAGGUAACAGAAGACUACUAUAUUGGUUUCUACGAGCGCCAGGUAGCUUCUUUGCCUUCAUCAACGCAAAGAAUUUCUUCAAUACCAAACCAUAGCAAAUAAAGAAACAUCAAAUUUCCCUGAAAACAAAAGUUUGAACACUGAAAGUUCAAUAUGUUGCCCCUCCAGCAGUGAAGAAAGUAAAGAAGCCACCCCCAGUGGGCGUAGGUUUGAGUACAAGGAAAAACAAGCAGGGUCUGAACAAUUAAAAACAUCACUCACGCAAACUCAAAUUUCAUCGCUUCAAAGCAGUGCUAGAGUUCUCUCCUCACCAAUCAAAAAGGUGAAUAUCACUCACUCUCCUCUGUGCAAACCCAAUCAAAGCCAAUCUAUUGCACCUCUUCCUCAAUCUCCAUGAAGAGCACCUUCCAUGCUUCUGCCCAUCUCCUACACAUUAAUCUCCAAAAUACUCAGAAAUAGGCAUAGCACAACCACCCGACAUUGCAAAAUUAGAAGAAUCAACCAAAACAGAAGAACCCUUCCAGUCCGAGGCUCCUUAAUAAACCCAGUGCUGUGCCUCAGCUUCAAAUCAAUAGGCAGUCUUAACGAAAAGAUGAGGAAUAGCCUUACAUUCUCCCAUAGCUGCAGGAAGUUAAGAACCAGAGAUCUUGGAAUGGAGUUCUCCACUAGAACUUUGGAGGAAUAAGCUAAUGGAGGAGAUGGAAGAGAAGUGGGACAAAUAAUUGGGGAUGGAUUUGAUUGGAAAUUAAU